UUUACUCUGGUCUGUGGCUGUGUGCUCAGCUGGAUUGUCAAUGUCAAAUUUGGUUUUAUUCCUGUCGGGUUUCGUGCAAAUGUUUUAUCACAAUUUAUUAAUGAAAUUGUGAUGAUUACUUGAAAAUUAUGCAUCGGAGUGCUAACACUUGACGUCGACUUGUAUGUACGGAAGUGUUGAUUUAAUGGGAUAUAGAAUAAGUGCCUCACGAUGCCUUGCAUUUUGCUUGGGCAUAACUUUUAUAAUGGGCUGCUAUUUAGCCUCAUUACCGAUACAAUCAGAAAAACAGGCAUUACCUAAACCAAUAAGACAGCAGAUCUCAUCGAAAGUGCCGAAUAAAAAACGUUUAGCAAUACUCGUGCCGUUCAGAGAUCGCUUCGAGGAGCUCUUAGAAUUUGUGCCACACAUGUACGGCUUUUUAAACAAGCAGAAUAUACCGUUUCACAUAUUUGUGGUGCAGCAAAAAGAUAGCAAUCGAUUCAACCGUGCAUCGCUGAUAAAUGUUGGGUUUUUGUACACAAGGAACGAUUACGACUAUAUUGCAAUGCAUGACGUGGAUUUACUUCCUGUAAAUGACGACUUGAAGUACGAUUAUCCUGCAUCAGGACCUUUUCACAUCUCAUCUCCGCAAACUCAUCCAAAAUACCACUACGAUACAUUUAUUGGUGGCAUAUUGCUAGUCAAAAGAGAGCACUACGAGCUAGUUGACGGAAUGUCAAAUAACUACUGGGGCUGGGGACUGGAAGACGAUGAAUUCUAUGUGCGAUUAAAAGACGCACGGUUGAAAGUCACAAGACCAGCUAAUAUUACUACAGGACCAGAAAAUACUUUCAGGCACAUCCAUGACAAAACAUACCGCAGGCGUGACAUGCGGAAAUGUUACAACCAGCGCGAGGUCACGCGACACAGAGACAGAUUGACAGGCCUCCACAACGUGCAAUACAAACUGUGGAGCACCCACACGGUCACCAUUGACGAACUUCCCAUCACCGUGUUAAACGUGGAGUUGUUGUGUGAUAAAGCAGCUACGCCGUGGUGUCAGUGCCCGGAACCAGUGAAGGUUAAAAAGCCAUAGUAAGGAAUCUAAGAAAAUAUGUUGCUUCCUUAAAAAAAUUUACAUUGACUGUGUUAAGACACUUUUUAGCCAAGAAACAAUUGUUUUUUGUAUUAGGCACAACAUAUUAAAUUGAUAUGUUUAAUGACUAAUUCGGACCUGCCACCAAUGGAUUCACAGGUGUGCAUGGUUGAAUUUCAAACAAAAAGACAAUUAACAUCGGUUCAUACGAAACCAUGUCUCUAAAACUAUAACACUCCUCUUUUUGUAAGAGUCAAAAGUUAUAAUUUAGUUUCUAAAUUUUUAGUGCCUAUAUUCAGUGGCAUUUGCUCAUACAUUGUAAUAAAUAAUUAAGAUUAUUGUAAUAAUUCUAGUGUCAUUUUGUAAAUAGUAAAAUUGGCUUUACAUUGAGAUUAGAUAUGGAUUAUAAUAAGCCUACUAACUCAUUUUCAAGAGAUUUUAUUUUUGGCUCCAAUAUGCAAUACAUAUAAAUGUGCUAAUCUACAUUAUUUUGCGGAUAUUUAUUAUCUAAAUCGCCUAUGCCUAAAAGAUAUCGCCUAUGACUAAAAAAUAGUUACAAGUUGGGGCAUUUUUUUGUAGGUCACUGAUUCUCUGAACUCUGUCGCUCUGUUUGAGCGAAAACUACUUAGCCCCUCUAUAUGUCAUAUGUACAAACGCCCGUAUUCACAAACAUUACUAUGAGGUCUCACAGUGCGAGUGGACGCACAGGGUGACACACAAACCAACCACAGAGCUCUAUUGAACGCUGUGCAUUCGAUUUGUUGCUUCACUUAGCAAGCAUCGUUUGUGAAUAUGGGUGUUGGCCCCUCUAUACAAAGUAUACUCGUAGCAAAUUCAAUGAGGGCUAUCGUUUUUAUACUUAACAGUUGACACCCCUGGCGAUUGACAGGACCUUACUCUACAGUGGCGCCAUCUUGAUGAGUGCAAAUGCGAUAGUCCUCCUACCACUUUAGCGCUCACAAGUUGGCGCCACUGUCUUCGCUACUAGCAAGUGACAGGACCUUACUCUACAGUGGCGCCAACUGGUGAGCGCUAAAACUAUAGCCCUCAUUGCGU
Messenger RNA from Ostrinia furnacalis (Asian corn borer), 2131 nucleotides. It is a transcript of the gene beta4GalT7, whose product is annotated as beta-1,4-galactosyltransferase 7. Lineage: Eukaryota; Metazoa; Arthropoda; Insecta; Lepidoptera; Crambidae. Gene Ontology annotation, molecular function: xylosylprotein 4-beta-galactosyltransferase activity. Bases 164 to 1075 code for a protein of 303 amino acids. Gene Ontology annotation, cellular component: Golgi apparatus. The record is from RefSeq and is a predicted model, not a curated record. Gene Ontology annotation, biological process: carbohydrate metabolic process; proteoglycan biosynthetic process. The transcript has 4 exons.